Molecule: messenger RNA, 1629 nt
Organism: Penicillium cosmopolitanum
Lineage: Eukaryota; Fungi; Ascomycota; Eurotiomycetes; Eurotiales; Aspergillaceae
Product: FAD-binding oxidoreductase
Exons: 4
Coding region: 1-1629 (542 amino acids)
Molecular function (GO): FAD binding; oxidoreductase activity
Source: RefSeq, a predicted model, not a curated record
AUGCAUUUUACUUUCAUUACUCUUGCUUUUCUGGCCGCGUCUCCAGUAAUAGCAUCAUCAAAAUGCAAAACAUCCCCUCAUGAUCCAACCUGGCCAUCGACCGGGGAAUGGACCUCAUUGAAUCAAUCCAUUCAGGGGGGCUCUACUUCAAACCGCCCCCGUAUGCUCCUCUUGCUACCCCGGAAACCCUUUCAGAUCACCACACAGCUGCAGCGAGAGAGCAAUGAUUAUUCCAUCUGGAAUAAUAACUCUUGCCUACCGCCAGGUGUUUCUGGAUAUAGCAAAGAAAAAGGCUGCAGCGUCGGGGGCUUACCUCGAUACAUCGUCAAUGCCACGACCGAGCAGCAGGUUGCUACAGCUAUGAAAUGGGCGUCUGAUCAUAAUAUACGAAUUGUCAUCAAGUCUACCGGACAUGAUCUAUGCGGUCGAUCAACUGGAGCAUAUUCACUCUCUAUCUGGACGCAAAAUUUCAACUACAUACAACACGAACCUUCAUGGAAGAUACCCGGAACCAACAAGACCGAAGAUGUGAUGAUCUGCGGCGGUGGAAACAACUGGGGCUCAGUCUACACAGCCGCGCAUCGCGUGAACAGAACCGUUGUCGGAGGCGAAGAUGCCACCGUCGGCCUGGGCGGACUGAUCCAAAAUGGCGGCCAUGGCCUUCUUUCCAGUACAUACGGCCUGGCUUCGGACCAAGUAUAUCAAGUUACUAUCGUGACCACCGAUGGGCGCCGUUUGGUCGCCAAUGACCAGCAGAACCAGGAUCUUUUUUGGGCAGUUCGAGGAGCGGGCGGGGGUCAAUUUGGCAUUAUAACCGAAUUUGUUCUUCGAACUCAUCCCGUUCCUGCGAACGUUGUUAGCGGUGGAUUGUCAUUCAAUUCCAGUGUCAAUGGAAAUGCUUCGUGGGCAGCUCUCGCCGAGAUUGCCUCCGAGAUACCGAACUUGAUGGACGCGGGAAUCACCGGAACUGUAAUGUCAGUUACGGGAGAACAGGCUGGUCCCGUUGUUACUAUCAGUUUGACCGGUUUCAAUUCUUCCGCGCGGCGUAUGAAUGAUACUAUUCACCAACUCGCGACGAAAAUCACAAAUAUCGGACACCGACACGGAUAUCUCAAUCUCUCAUUUACUCCUCCGACAAGUUCAAGCUAUUGGUCAUCUACCAAGCCCAACUACUUAUCAAGCCAGUCAGCAGGGAUCCCGCGCGGGGGAGCAAUGCUUCUUUUCGGCCUGCAGGGUGGCCCUGGUCCUGCCAAGAUUGCCGAGAAAAGGCGCGGGAGUGUCCUUCCUGCUUGGCGCUCGGCAUAUGCUCACGUUAUGGCGUACGGCUCCUCAUUCAAUGAGUCCGGUGAUGCUAAGACUGGGCUUGAAAUAGCCGCUAAUUUCUAUGAGAAGGUUAAGGAGCCUGUUUGGAGAGAAUGGGGGCCUAAUACCGGAUCCUAUAUGAAUGAAGGAAAUCCGUUCUCGAGUACCUGGAAGCAAGAUUUCUAUGGCGUCAAUUAUGAUCGCUUGUUAGAUGUCAAGCUUGAGUAUGAUCCGAGUGAGAGUAUUUUUGUGCAGAGUGGCAUCGGGAGUGAUAAAUGGGACUACGAUCUUCAUAGUGGGUUGCUUUGCCGGGCAGAUGACGAGUAA